AUGGCCGUCAACAAGUUUUCUUUCGAUGCAACAAUAUUAGACAUAGCCUUUGUCGGAAAGUCACAAAUGGCCGUUCUAUUCGAUGAACGGAUAAAUAUUGUAAAAACCGAUACUGGCCUUCAUACAGGAUCAUACGAUUGUGAUAGUCUGACGAUGAACGUUCAUGGAUUAGAGAAGGAAUUAUUUGUUGUCUGUAAGAAAGGUGUCGAUUGUCUGGACAUCGAUAACUCCACGAAAACAAAUGUGUUUUCCUUCAAAGAUUCACUUAUUACUGCUUCUGUUCACGACGAGAUCGACAAUCAGAUGUUGGUGGUUACUCAGAGUGAUGAUUGUAUAGAUACAAGACUGUGCACUGUGGAUCAAAGAGUGCCGAGACGAGAAGGAAAUGAAAUGACGGCAGAAGGAACCAUCACGAAAAUCAAUCCCUUCAGCAGCUUCCAAAUUGCCGUAGGAAGCAGUUCUGGAUCAGUUCAAAUGUUAGACAAGAGAAUGAAAAAUCCUGUAUGGACGUUAAGUGGUUUUAAGGAAGCAGCAGUUCAAAACUUGUAUUGCAACCUUGGAGAAAUCAUUGUUCAAGAACAUCACAAAAUUACCCAAAUCAAUGCAUCAACUGGAGUUCCACAGCACCCAUUGACCCUUUCGAAUGAGCAUAAAUGUGUAGGGCUCCUAUUCGGAGACUUUCGGGAGCCCUAUCACUUCCUCUUCAGCUCAGCAAAGAACUGUUAUUUCGGGAUUGUUGGAAGAAACAAAUAUGAAGUUGACAGCACGAAAUACUUCCAUCGCUGGCAUGCACAUCAACGUCACCCUCACAUUUUCACGAAACUCGGACGGCAACUGAUAGCAACCUCCGAUGGAAGUAGUGUGGUACUUCAAUAUGGAAAUAUUUGUGUCGAAAAAAAAGAAUUCAAAGAAACGUCGGAAAAGUUGAGACAUCAAUAUAAAAGUGCAAAAGGACAGGAACAGAAAAAUAAACUUCUGAAAAAAGAAAUUGAAGACAUCAAACGUCACGAACGCGAGUUGGUGAAAAAGGAGUAUGAUGCUCCAAGUAAUUACUCCAUCUUCACGGAUGCAUACGAAGUUAUAAAGAAUAUCGACAAAGGAACUUUUGGGAUUGUGAAGGAGGCCAAAUCGAAGAAAACUGGUCGUUCCUAUGCUGUAAAAAUUCUGAAAAAUUCGAAGGCAAAUGAUGAGAAGUUCUUGGUGGAAAGAGAAUUAAGCCACCACUGGUCUUUUUCUCAUAAAAACGUUGUAUCCUGUGUCGAUGUGAUCUCUGAUGGCACCUGCAAGUACAUAAUCAUGGAGUUGAUGAUGGGCAUAUUGUAUGAUCUGCUGAAAGAAAAAGGAUGCAUUGAUGAAGAAGAAACUGCAAGAGUUAUGAAGGACAUAUCUAAAGGACUGCAGUAUUUGGCAGGAAAAAAGCUGGUGCACAGGGACAUCAAGCCAAAAAACCUGUUGUACCAUGUCAAAAGCGGAAACAAGAAACAAUACAAGCUCGGAGAUAUGGGAUUGGUCACAGACAGAAUUCAAAAACACUCGUUCGCGACCGAUAUCUGGGCAGCAGGCGUGGUCAUGUUCCAAAUGACAACGGGGAAAUUGCCACUUAACCACCAGCAUAAGGAUUGGAAAUAUUGGCAAAAUGAAAAAAGUUGGAAAGUAACAAUGCCAAAAAACAAUCCCCACGAUAUGAUUGAUGUGAUGAAAGGAUUACUGAAGUUUGAUGAGAAAGACCGGUUGACGGCGCAACAAGUUCUUCAUAGCGGAUGGAUAUUAAGAUGGAUAUUGAGAUGGGAUGAAGAAAAGACUCAUCGGCGGGUCUCAGAAAUUCGGAUGAGAGAGGGACGCCUCAAUCAUUAA
This is a messenger RNA of Caenorhabditis remanei, 1854 nucleotides long. RefSeq lists its product as uncharacterized. Gene Ontology annotation, biological process: protein phosphorylation. Gene Ontology annotation, molecular function: protein serine/threonine kinase activity; ATP binding. The transcript is spliced from 8 exons. Bases 1 to 1854 code for a protein of 617 amino acids. The record is from RefSeq and is a predicted model, not a curated record. Gene Ontology annotation, cellular component: cytoplasm. Lineage: Eukaryota; Metazoa; Nematoda; Chromadorea; Rhabditida; Rhabditidae.